AUGAUUCCCCCACCAGCCAUUCAGCGAGGUCUCUUGACUCUCGACAGGUCACUGUUCAAAACCUCUGUCAGUGCAAUGGCUCUUCGUAUCCCCGCCUCCAUGACCAUGGAAUGCAAGAAGACUCUCGGAACAGAUAUGCUGCUGGAGCCCAAGAUCAGGAAUGUCAUUGAUAGUGACGAUGGCGAAAAGUCCAAGCGCUUGGUGCUCUUGAACCUGGAUAUCCAGACCGAAGAUCUCGAAGGCGCGUCAGAAAAGACAAGGGAGUUUAUCAAGGAGAAGGGCAUCGACUUGACAAAGGCCGAGAUCAGCGUUGGAUACGACCACUGGACAGCAGACGAGAUCUUGCGUGCCAUUCUUCCAGAGGAGAUUAUCGACGAGGCUCCCUCUUCGUUCACAACAGUCGGACAUAUCGCCCAUAUGAACCUCAAGGACGAAUACCUCCCCUUCAAGGGACUCAUUGGACAGGUCAUUCUGGACAAGAACCCUAACCUCAAGACGGUUGUCAACAAGACGGAUUCGAUUGAUACUACUUUCCGGUUCUUCAAGAUGGAAGUUCUUGCAGGAGAGGAUAACAUGAUCGCUGAAGUCAAAGAAAGUGGAUGCAGAUUCAAGUUUGACUUUUCUCAGGUGUACUGGAACUCUCGCCUUCACACUGAGCACGACCGUCUUGUGAAGAUGUUCAAGCCAACGGACGCUGUGUGCGAUGUCAUGGCGGGAGUGGGUCCUUUUGCCAUGCCCGCCUCUAAGAAGGGCUGCAUGGUCUACGCUAACGACCUUAACCCCACUUCAUACAAGUCCAUGCUCGAGAACAAGGGCCUUAACAAGAUCAAGGAUAAUUUGCUUAUUUACAACUUGGAUGGUCGCGAGUUCAUCCGCAAGGCGGUCGAGGAUUUGGAAAAGUCAGGAUACCAGACCCCAGUGGCAGUUCCUACAGUGCCCAAGGGCAAGAAGGGUGCUGCUGCUCCCAAGCCUGAGACUUCUGCUGCACCUGCACCAGUCGCUCCCGUCACGCCAACAGCCCCAGCCCAUAAGUUCAAGACAUUUGACCACUUUGUAAUGAACCUCCCAGCAACAGCAAUCGAGUUCCUGGACGCCUUCCGCGGACUAUUCAAGGGUCGCGAGGAACAGAUCCCAGAACCCAAGGUCCAGCUACCCAUGAUCCACUGCCACUGCUUCUCCAAGAGCGACAAGCCCGAGGACGAUGUCCGCGAACGCGUCGAGGCCGUAAUGGGUGGCAAGUUGGAGCUGGACUCUGUUAAGCUGCACUGGGUGCGAAAGGUGGCCCCCAACAAAGAUAUGUACUGUAUUUCGUUCCGUCUCCCUGCCGAGAUUGCAUUUGCAAGCGACGUCAAGAGGAAACUCGAGUCGGAAACUGACACAAGCAUUACGGCUGGCGGCGCCCCUGAGCCAGCAGAGUCGGCCGAGAAGCGUCCCAAGACCGAGUAA
Messenger RNA from Linnemannia hyalina, 1446 nucleotides. NCBI's taxonomy places the organism in Eukaryota, Fungi, Mortierellomycota, Mortierellomycetes, Mortierellales, Mortierellaceae. The record is from the annotation of a GenBank genome assembly.